GACUGCGCCACGGACACACAGACGAGCUUCACAACGACUGAUACCCGUAGUAGACAGCGCUGUACGGUUUACUCCGGAACGGGACUAACGGGACACGGUGCCGUUUCGCACUUUACACGGACUCGCUCGCUCUGGCACGGGACUGUGAGAAAGUUUUUUGGCUAUAGGCGCGUCUGAACUCUCCGGUAAGCUGGAAUUUUAGCGCUCCCGUGAUUCGCUGGGACUGUUUUAUCAAACGGAUUGUGUCGCUAUGGCUCGGUUUGAGUUCGGGCUUGCGCUGCUGGUGCUCGUGUUCGGGCUCGCGCACCCAUUCGGGGACGAGGAGGAGAUGACCUGCGACCCGAUCCGCAUCUCCAUGUGUCAGGAUUUGGGCUACAAUGUGACCAAGAUGCCGAAUCUGGUGGGAAACGUGUUACAGUCCGACGCCGAACUGCAACUGACCACAUUUACACCCCUCAUACAGUACGGCUGCUCGAGCCAGCUGAAGUUCUUCUUAUGCUCCGUCUACGUUCCCAUGUGCACGGAGAAGGUCCCCAUCCCGAUCGGGCCGUGCGGCAGCAUGUGCAUGUCCGUCAAACGGAAGUGUCUCCCAGUUCUCCAGGAGUUUGGCUUUGUGUGGCCGGAGCUCCUAAACUGCAGCCUUUUCCCGCCUACGAACGACCAGAAUCACAUGUGCAUGGAGGGUCCCGGAGACGAGGAUCCACCGUUUCACGCUGUCCGUCCUGUGGCGCCGCAGGAGGAGGAGUGCAUUGCUUUGGGCGCCGGCGUGGAGCAGUAUGCAUGGGUAAAGCGCAGUGGGAGCUGCUCGCUGCAGUGUGGAUAUGACACGGGAUUGUAUCGCAGACAAGCUAAAGUCUUCACGGAUGUGUGGAUGGCGGUUUGGGCGGUCCUCUGCUUCAUUUCUACCACAUUCACUGUGCUUACAUUCCUAGUCGACUCCUCUCGGUUUUCCUAUCCAGAGAGACCGAUCAUUUUCCUCAGCAUGUGCUGCAAUAUUUAUAGCGUGGCGUUCAUCGUACGCUUAACAGUUGGUCGCGAACGUAUUUCUUGCGAUCUGGAAGAAGCAGCGGUUCCAGUGCUAGUGCAGGAGGGGCUUAAAAACACAGGUUGCGCGAUUGUUUUCCUCCUCACGUAUUUCUUUGGCAUGGCCAGCUCCAUCUGGUGGGUCAUCUUAACGCUCACAUGGUUUUUGGCAGCGGGGUUGAAGUGGGGUCAUGAGGCCAUUGAAAUGCACAGUUCGUACUUCCACAUCGCAGCAUGGGCGAUUCCUGCCGUCAAGACUAUCGUCAUCCUCAUCAUGCGAUUAGUGGACGCUGAUGACCUCGCAGGGAUGUGUUACGUAGGAAACCAGAAUCUUGAUGCGCUCACUGGAUUCGUAGUCGCACCGCUUUUUACAUAUUUGGUCAUUGGAACGCUGUUUAUUGCUGCCGGGUUGGUGGCGCUGUUUAAGAUUCGAUCCAAUUUGCAAAAAGACGGAACGAAGACGGAUAAACUAGAAAGACUGAUGGUUAAAAUCGGAGUGUUUUCUGUACUAUACACGGUGCCGGCUACUUGCGUUAUUGCGUGCUACUUCUACGAAAUCUCGAACUGGGCUGACUUUCGUCAGUCAGCACAGGAUUCGUACAUGGCGGCGGAGAUGCUGCGGAUUUUUAUGUCUUUGCUUGUUGGAAUCACGUCAGGAAUGUGGGUCUGGUCCGCAAAGACACUUCACACGUGGCAGCGAUGUUCCCACCGACUUGUGCACACCGGGCGAAAUAAUCGCGUCAAACGGACUGCCAAUGGCUGGGUCAAACCAGGCAAAGGAAACGAGACGGUUGUGUGACCUGCACCCGCAGAUACUCUUGUCAUGUAGCACUAUCGUUCAUUCACUUUACGCAAAAUGUUCUUAAAGAUGAUCUUACACUGGAUGGUCCUGAUGCAGCAGUUCUUUUGUGUAAAUAUGCACUACGCCUAACGUCAAACUCUCACUGAAGUGCCUUCGUUUGUGCCGACGAGCUACUCAACCCAACCUGGUGCUGGAUUCUGGGAAAUGUAGUUUUUUUUUGCUCCUCAGUGCCGUUUACCUCGCAAUACGGGAACUCCUGUGACAGAACGCUUACGAAACCUUAUCAAACUGCACAGCAAAUAUGAAUUUCUUUCUCACUUCAUGUUUUUGGUUUGUUCUCCAGUACAAAAUAGACUAAAUCAAAAUGAAAUCUAAUUGUAUUGUUUUCUGAAAAACAUAGCAAACUUAAGUGAGCUUAUGGUUAAAACUAUAACAAAUAUUGACAUUUUUCGGAAAAGUAACUUAAUAUUGCAAUUGGUUGUGUUUUGAGUUACAACUGUUAGAUAUUUGUAUUUCAACAAUUGUAACAAUUCAAGAUGACCUCGAUGUAUUGUUUUCUGAAAAAUGUAUCAAACUUAAGUGAGUUUAUAGUUAAAGCGAAUAAA
Danio aesculapii is the source of this 2430-nucleotide messenger RNA. It is a transcript of the gene fzd4, whose product is annotated as frizzled class receptor 4. The record is from RefSeq and is a predicted model, not a curated record. The coding region runs from base 251 to 1822 and encodes 523 amino acids. Gene Ontology annotation, molecular function: Wnt receptor activity; Wnt-protein binding. Gene Ontology annotation, biological process: canonical Wnt signaling pathway; non-canonical Wnt signaling pathway; retina vasculature morphogenesis in camera-type eye. Lineage: Eukaryota; Metazoa; Chordata; Actinopteri; Cypriniformes; Danionidae. The transcript has 2 exons. Gene Ontology annotation, cellular component: plasma membrane.